CCAUUAAAAUGAAGUUUCGAACGAUGACUGUCGGCAUUGGGGAAUCCGCCACUAUCAGCCUCAGUGAAGACGGCGGUUUUAAUGAUUUACGCUGGAGACAUAAUUAUGGUGACGUAAUUCAAAUGUGGAAUGGUAACUCGUCUGUUACAAUAAAGAAUAUACGCGCUACAGAUGACGGGGUUUAUGAAUGUUAUGGAAGUGAUAGUCGCGAUGACAACCGUGGAAUUAUGAGACUCAUUGUCAGAGAUUGUCCGCUGCCAAAAUGGAGUCCCCCUGAAUGUGAGAUGGAUUGUCCCGUGUGUUAUAACGGUGGAGUUUGUGACGACAAGUCCGGUCAAUGUAUUUGCCCCGCAGGCUUCAAAGGAGAAUACUGCCAAACAUCUUGUGGAAGCAAUAACUGGGGUCGUGAUUGUGAUGUUGUUUGUUCAACUGGAAAUGAUGAAGCUUGUAAAGGAAAGCUUUUUUGUCCUCCUGAUCCAUUCGGAUGCACCUGCAUCAACGGAUACAAGGGCGACGAUUGCAAUACAGCAUGUGCUAACAAUCACUAUGGAGCAGAUUGCCGUCAAGUAUGUCACUGCGAUUCAGGAGGAUGUGACAGAAAAACAGGAGAUUGUACAUCUGGGUCAUCUUGUUCGAUUUAUUACACAGGACCAGCAUGCCAAGAUUGUCCGCUGCCAAAAUGGAGUCCACCUGAAUGUGAGAUGGAUUGUCCCGUGUGUUAUAACAGUGGAGUUUGUGACGACAAGUCCGGUCAAUGUAUUUGCCCCGCAGGCUUCAAAGGAGAAUACUGCCAAACAUCUUGUGGAAGCAAUAACUGGGGUCGUGAUUGUGAUGUUGUUUGUUCAACUGGAAAUGAUGAAGCUUGUAAAGGAAAGCUUUUUUGUCCUCCUGAUCCAUUCGGAUGCACCUGCAUCGACGGAUAUGGAGGCAAUGAUUGCAAUACAGGUUUGAUAA
This is a messenger RNA of Anneissia japonica, 954 nucleotides long. Its product is annotated as multiple epidermal growth factor-like domains protein 10. Gene Ontology annotation, molecular function: scavenger receptor activity. The transcript has 6 exons. Lineage: Eukaryota; Metazoa; Echinodermata; Crinoidea; Comatulida; Comatulidae. The record is from RefSeq and is a predicted model, not a curated record. The annotation marks the transcript as partial.